AUGAAGUAUAUAAUUAUUCAAGGACUCGAUUUAGAUGUAGUAGGCGGAGGAGAGAACAUCGGAAUGGAUGGGAAAUUAGUCGGGAGAGAAGGAAUCGUUGUGGGGAAUGAAGGUAAAGUUGGCAUUGGAAUAGGAGGGAUUGAAGUGGGAAUUGUGGGAAGAGUUGUUUGUGGCAAUGUUGAUGGCAGUGGAGGGAUUGAAGUGGGCAUGGUGGGAAGAGUUGGUUGUGGCAAUGUUGAUGGCAAUGGAGGAAUUGAAGUGGGCAUUGUGGGAAGACUUGGUUGUGGCAAGGUUGAUGGUAACGGAGGUAGUCCCACUGUUGGGAUAGGCAUAUUUGGAAUUUGAGGAAGAGGUUGUUGCUGGAGAAGAUGGCGUGAGGCCGAGCAAGUGUUGAUCGUAAUAGAGGAAGAAAGGCUCACUAAGACAGCAAUGAGAAAAAGCUUGAAUGAUGCCAUUUUGGAUGUGUUGAUGAAUUC
Raphanus sativus (radish) is the source of this 476-nucleotide messenger RNA. RefSeq lists its product as uncharacterized. The coding region runs from base 1 to 345 and encodes 114 amino acids. The transcript has a single exon. The record is from RefSeq and is a predicted model, not a curated record. NCBI's taxonomy places the organism in Eukaryota, Viridiplantae, Streptophyta, Magnoliopsida, Brassicales, Brassicaceae.